GAGACUGACCAUGGAAAGGUUGAGAGAAUGUGGAUUUCUCACUACAGAUCCAAUCAACGACGCCACAAAAACCAAACACGUGCAUGACGUGAUCACUCAAGAAAUUGCGGAUAUAAUCGGGUCAUCGCCUGACCCGAAUUCCGAGAUAUUGGAAGUUACCAAAAUGGAUAGUGAUCCCAAUUUCUCUCUGUCUCGGGCCGUUUGUCCGUCUGAUUCCAUAAGCCUCGGAGUGAAGGUUGCGGAAAGUAACAAUGUGUUCAAUUCACUACUCGACAUGGACGCACGGGAAACUAAAGAAGACACACGACUACGGCUGGAUAGGAGCAGACGAGCCUUCCAUCUGCGCAUGAUGUACAUGAGCGUUGGCGGCACAG
Molecule: messenger RNA, 374 nt
Organism: Sphaeroforma arctica JP610
Lineage: Eukaryota; Ichthyosporea; Ichthyophonida
Exons: 1
Source: RefSeq, a predicted model, not a curated record